Messenger RNA from Cryphonectria parasitica EP155, 1125 nucleotides. RefSeq lists its product as uncharacterized. The record is from RefSeq and is a predicted model, not a curated record. Gene Ontology annotation, cellular component: external side of plasma membrane. Lineage: Eukaryota; Fungi; Ascomycota; Sordariomycetes; Diaporthales; Cryphonectriaceae. The transcript has a single exon. The coding region runs from base 133 to 1065 and encodes 310 amino acids. Gene Ontology annotation, biological process: DNA damage response.
UUGACGCGAUGGUCCUGGUCUAACAUUGCCUUACCCGAUACCUCUUCUCUUCUGUCCUCUCAUCUCGGUCUCCUGCCCAUCUUGGUACCUCCUCUGUAUCCCCUUGACUUCUUCUUGCCUGCCUCUCCAGACAUGCCGCCCCAGCUCAAAAUCCACGUUCAGGGCUCCGGCUCUGUCUUUCGCACCGCCGAGCGUGGUGUCCUGUACAUUGAGAUUGCAUGUACAGGCACAGACAAGGUCAGCGUCUCCUCCACCGUCACCUCGACAACCGAGAGACUUGUCACUACGUUCAGGCAGUACGCGCUUAAGACCGAGGACGGCCUGUACCCUCACCCUGGCGCAGGCAUCACCACCUUUGCUGUAUCCGCUCCCACCACGCACUCCUACGUACCUAUGGAAUGGGUCGGCGAUGAGCAUAGGCCUGCCGCCAGGCAGUACACUGUCAUCACCAACGCAGAGGUCGUCUUCCGCGACUUGAGCUUGCUCGCGAGGCUGGCCAGCGACAUGACGGCCAUGCCCAACGUGGGCAUCGACCGAACCGAAUGGAGGCUCACCGACGCUACUAGGAAGCUUAUCACCCGCGAGGCUAGGGUCAAGGCCAUGGAGAAUGCUGUGGAGAAGGCACGAGACUAUGCCUCCGUCGUCGGACGGAACAUGGUGGCUGUGAGCAUCGAUGAUGGUCCCUCCAAUGUGACUUUUGCAAGUCCGUUCCGCUCCGGUGGGUUUGGAGGCGUGCGCAUGGCUCCGAUGCAGCAGCAGAGGCAGAUGCAACCACAGCAGAUGCAGACGCAACCACGGCAGAUGCAGAUGCAACUACAACAGAUGCAGCAAAGACUUGCUCAGGCUCAAGCUGCUCAGGCUCAAGCUGCUCAGGCUCAAGCUGCUCAGGCUCAAGCUGCUCAGGCUCAAGCUGCUCAGGCCCAAGCUGCUCAGACCCAAGCUGCUGGUACAUCGGUCGAAGGGCCCUCCCUGGAGCCUUCGACCAUUACCGUCGAUGCCCAGGUUGAUGUCAAAUUCGUGUCCACGGACGGCGAGGAGGUGGAUAUGUCCCUUGGAGACGACUGAAGCCUGUGUGUCUCAUCAAUUUUUCUUCGGAGCCUAGACAAUUGAUAUUUUUCCUUGUUC